ACAAUUUUCACGAGGGAGAGAGUUUCUUCUUUGCUGCUACUGCAGAAGGUUUAUUUUCAAUUCAAGAAAAGAAAAAUAAAAAGAAAAGCUUUUCUGCAAUAGCCUUGAAGUUUUAUCAAAUCCAAAGUUUGAACUGUAGAAAAUAAGAAGAAGAAAGAAAUGGCUCGCUCUUUCUCGAACGCUAAGCUUUUCUCUACUUUUGUUGUUGAUGGAAUCUCUAACGUUAUCUCCAGACGAGGAUAUGCGGCGGUAUCACAAGGUAUUGUGUCCAGUGGAAUAAGAGAAGGAGCAGGACGGAGCGCUGCGGCGGUGGUGAAGGAAGAGAUGGAAGGAGGAGCUAAAGAAAAGGUUUCAUGGGUACCCGAUCCGGUUACCGGAUGCUAUAGACCCGAGAACUCUUCCAAAGAGAUCGAUGUGGCCGAGCUCAGAGCCAUGCUCUUGAAGAAGAACUAACUAAUAAAAGAAGAAGACAUAAAUAAAAUAUUUAGAA
Molecule: messenger RNA, 490 nt
Organism: Hibiscus syriacus
Lineage: Eukaryota; Viridiplantae; Streptophyta; Magnoliopsida; Malvales; Malvaceae
Product: protein SENESCENCE-ASSOCIATED GENE 21, mitochondrial-like
Exons: 2
Coding region: 160-453 (97 amino acids)
Biological process (GO): response to stress
Cellular component (GO): mitochondrion
Source: RefSeq, a predicted model, not a curated record